This is a messenger RNA of Dovyalis caffra, 552 nucleotides long. The record is from the annotation of a GenBank genome assembly. Lineage: Eukaryota; Viridiplantae; Streptophyta; Magnoliopsida; Malpighiales; Salicaceae.
AUGUCCCUCCCCUACCCCCACCCACCACCACCACUACUACCACCACCGCCUCAAGAAGAAGAAAUAGAAUAUCUACCACCCAUACGGAAACAACAACAACAACAACUAGUAGGGCCAUCUCCGCUUUUCAAACAACGUUCAUGGUCACCUGAUAUUUACAGGGACGAGGCAUGGCAAAGGAGGAAAGGAAACUAUAAGAAAAACAAAAGCAAAAGCGUUACUGAUGAAGAUCUUGAUGAGCUUAAAGGGUGUAUUGAGUUAGGUUUUGGUUUUGACUCUCCAGAAAUGGAUCAACGUUUGUCUGAUACUUUUCCUGCUUUGGAGCUUUAUUAUGCUGUUAACAAAAACUACAAUGAUCAUUCGGUCUCCAAGCCUGUCGUCACUGCUACGCCGUCUUCGUCCACGGUGUCUGAUUGUGAGUCACCUUCUCCCCUAGGUAGCCCUCGCCCCAUUUUUGGUCCAGGUGAAAAUCCACAGACGGUGAAGACAAGACUAAGGCAGUGGGCACAGGUGGUUGCUUGUUCGGUCCGGCAAAGUUCAAGUUCAAGCUGA